Molecule: messenger RNA, 1899 nt
Organism: Phalacrocorax carbo (great cormorant)
Lineage: Eukaryota; Metazoa; Chordata; Aves; Suliformes; Phalacrocoracidae
Source: RefSeq, a predicted model, not a curated record
CCAGCACCGCCGGCAGCCCGUGUGCCUGACUCCCGCACGGUGGCCUCUGUGGUGUGUGUGCCCUGUGUGCCAGCAGGAAGCCACUGGCUUGGGUAUGCUGGGGAAAGCACAGUGCAGGGGCGGUCGUGGGGCAUUCCCAGCCCCAGGGCUACACACCCGCGCAGCUCCAGGCACGGGGCUGCGGCUCCAGCCGUCCUGCCCGGCGCAGGCACCAGUGUCUGUAUGGCACCGAGCUGGGCUCUGCUCUGGCUCAGACAGCCUGGCAUGUGUGGCUGGAAAGGUGGGGAGCACAGUCUGAGGUCUGCUCCCCAGAGGUGCAUGGCUCCUGGGGUACACCAGCUGCCUGCAUCCCUGCCCUCUCCCUGCCUGCAGGUGAUCCUGGCAGCGCUGUGGCUGGCAGCGAGUGAAUCGCAGCCCCCAGGGUGCCAGGACUGUGCCAUGCCCGAGGGGCAGUGGGACCCGGUGCGGCGGCCCACCCGCCUGCGGAGGCACGCCACUAGUCCCCAGUGCCCCACCGGCAUGAACUGGAUCCAUGGGGCUCACCGGUGCUGCACUCAGUGUCCCGCAGGGAUGUUCCUGCUCAGCCCCUGCUCGAGCCAUGGCAAUGACAGUGUCUGUGCUGCCUGUCCCGUCGGCACCUUCCGCACCCAGCCCAACACCUCCCCCAAAUGCCAGGCUUGCUAUGAGUGCGACCGCCAAGCUUUCCAGAGCGUGCUGAGCAACUGCUCGGCCACCAGCAACGUUGCCUGCGGCUGCGAGCCCGGCCGCUUCCGUCGCUGCCUUGACGAGCACUGCAGCGACUUCUCCUGCCAGCAGUGCCAGCCCUGCACCGGGCGGCUCAUCCAGCGGCCCUGCUCAGAGGCACAGGACACUCUCUGUGGGAGCUGCAAGCCUGACUUCUACGCCGAGGGCAGCGAGUGCCGGCCGUGCCGCACGAGUGCCCCAGAGACUUGUGGCAAGGAGUGCCAGCAGGUGUGCGGCAGCGGCGGCCAAGGCUCGGGUCUGGAGUACAUCCUGCUGGCGCUCACCGGGCCCCUCUUCCUGGGAGCCCUUGCCAUCUACCACAGGAGGAAGUGGCUCCGGCACGGUGCCCCGGCAGGCAGCCCCUUCCCCCCGGCACAGGUGGCCAUCCCCACGGCUGGGGCUGUGGCCAUGCCGUGGUGCCAGGUCACUGCCCAGAGGUGGGACAGUGUGUGCCAGACCCAGCCGUGCUCCUCCCAGGUGACAGGCCAUGCCACCAGCACGGCAAGAUGGAAGCCCGAGCACGAGGCCUUACUGCAGGAGCAGCCCAGUGGCACGGCACAGCUGGGUGGCGAGCCCUCCGCCGCUCCGGAGCCCCGCGGCACCCUGCUGCAGGGCAGCCAGCUCUAUGCUGUCAUCGAUGCGGUGCCGGUGCGGCGCUGGAAGGAGUUCAUGCGGGUGCUGGAGCUGCGGGAGGCGGAGAUCGAGCUGGUGGAGCUGGAGGUGGCCCACAUCCGCGACCAGCAGUACGAGAUGCUGAAGCGCUGGUGCCAGCAGACCAGCGCCACGCUCGACCGCGUCUUCGCUGCCCUGGAACGCAUGGAGCUGGCUGGAUGCGCUGAGGCGCUGCGCCGGAGCCUGCCGGCAGGCCCCUGAUCCCCCCCGGCACCACCACCCAUGCCUCAGCGGAGCUGUACCCCUAAGUAUUGUUACUUAUGCGGUGUAGACAUUUUAUGUCAGUUUUAUGUCCCCUUCCUGCCCACCUGCCCCCCCCUAUUUAUGUCCCCCUGCUCCCAGGGCCGGGGGGGACCUCCCGCCCCAGCAUGCCAGCUGCCCGGCCGCUCGCGGGACGAGCGGGCACCGAGCCCGCCACGAACCCAUGGGAUAGUUCUCGAGGCCGCCUGCUGCCGGGCGCGCCUGUCCUUGCCCCAAUAAAGU